Messenger RNA from Trichoderma gamsii, 312 nucleotides. RefSeq lists its product as hypothetical. The record is from RefSeq and is a predicted model, not a curated record. The transcript is spliced from 2 exons. Lineage: Eukaryota; Fungi; Ascomycota; Sordariomycetes; Hypocreales; Hypocreaceae. Bases 1 to 312 code for a protein of 103 amino acids.
AUGUAUGCAGGGCUCGUGGCAGGCCGUCGGGCCCUAGGCGUGCAGGAAUAUCCUCGUCCUGGCAGAGCAGCAGCCGUGCUGGCGCCGGGAAGCAGAGUUCCCGCGGGCGGUCAGACUGCAGUAGACCAGCUCCAGAAGUGGCAGAGAUACCUCCGGUACCCUCGCCUUCUCCCAGAGGAUGGAGGUUAUGUGGGUUGGCAGAUUGCAUUCCAGGCGGCAGCAGGCACGCUUUAUGACCUUCUCGUCAUUGGAGGCCAAGCCCAAGGAGUUAUCGACGCACUGCAGCAGCGUUUCCCUCAUGGGGGGGGAUGA